This is a messenger RNA of Harpegnathos saltator (Jerdon's jumping ant), 2202 nucleotides long. RefSeq names its product RAS oncogene family member Rab40 (gene Rab40). The transcript has 4 exons. The record is from RefSeq and is a predicted model, not a curated record. The coding region runs from base 484 to 1371 and encodes 295 amino acids. Gene Ontology annotation, molecular function: GTPase activity; GTP binding. NCBI's taxonomy places the organism in Eukaryota, Metazoa, Arthropoda, Insecta, Hymenoptera, Formicidae. Gene Ontology annotation, biological process: intracellular signal transduction.
UCGCUCGACGGCGCAAAUACGAACGCGCCCAACCUUCGAGUAUUCGACUGCAGCACAUACGUACGAACGUGAGCCACCAUGCACGGGGGUAGCUAGAGCAGCAACAACAUCGGAGCUGAUAUAACGUAGCGACACGGUGACGGUGAAAGCGCAGAGUGUCGCGGUUUUGUUUUGUUAUGAUUCACGUUCACACAGCUGGCGACGAGGGCACGUUGCGCUCGGCCGCGUAGAGCUGUUUGUGCGAAAGCGACAGGCGGCUGAUCUCUCGGUCGACGAGCGUGAUCCAUGAGAGAGCGACUAUCCUGUACGUGGUGCGAUGCGAUAGCUGGCGGAGGAACGUGCCGCUGCUCGUUGUCGCCGAGGUGGUGGUGGUGGUGGGGGUCCUUCCGCGGAUCGUGAACACGGGGGAGAGCGAAGUGACAAGGCGAGCGUCGCUUCGCGGGUCGUCUGCAGUAUGCUCAGGGUUUGCCACAGGCGGAUAUUAUGGCUGCAGGUGAGGCCAGCACGACGAAGCCUCGACAAGAGAAGCAGUACGACUACCUGCUCAAAUUCCUGCUGGUGGGCGACAGCGACGUCGGCAAGCAGGAGAUCCUGAGCGGCCUCGAGGACGGCGCCGCGGAGUCGCCGUUCUGCAGUGGCAGUGCUUACAAAACUACUACUAUUUUACUGGAUGGCAAGCGAGUGAAGUUACAGUUAUGGGACACAUCAGGCCAAGGUAGAUUCUGCACAAUUAUCCGAUCCUACUCUAGGGGUGCGCAAGGUAUUCUCCUCGUAUAUGAUAUCACCAGUAAAUGGUCCUUCGAUGGUAUCGACAGAUGGCUCAAAGAGGUAGAAGAGCAUGCGCCUGGUGUGCCAAAAGUACUGGUCGGCAAUCGACUGCACUUAGCCUUCAGGAGGCAAGUGGGGCAACGAGACGCGGAAGCUUACGCCGUUAAGAAUCACAUGUCGUUCUUUGAGGUGUCGCCCCUCUGCGACUUCAACAUUCGCGAGAGCUUCUCGGAGCUGUCGCGCAUGGCACUACAGAGGAACGGCAUGGAAAGGUUACUGCGACCCAACAAAGUGCUCAGCCUUCAAGAGCUGGCGUGCCGCGCGAUAGUAGCCCGCACAACAGUCUACGGUAUCGACCAGCUGCCAUUGCCCACGUCCAUCAAAUCGCAUCUCAAGUCGUACGCAAUAACAACCACGUCUCAACUGCGCUACAAUGGCAAUCGUUCAUUGAGCUCCAGCAAGAGUCUAGGAUCGCACCACCGAAAGCUGCGAUUCGUCGUAGGCCAUCACAAUAACGGGCUGUCGACGCCAGGCAGUUCACCCGGCAGCAUCACGGACUCGCGUACCAGUUGCGUCGGCCGCAACUCCUGCACGGUGUCGUGAGAGUGAGACAACGAAUAAAGAGAAAUCAGGGUAGCGGUUACUUACAAAAGCUGAGCGACACGCAGCGGUGUAAUCAACGUUCUUCCUCUCCCCCUCUGUUUUGUCGAGAAUACAAAAAGCCGUUUACGAUGUUGUUUCAUAAUUGAUAGUGUGAGUACUGUUAGACUAUAUCAUGAGAUAAUAUAUAUUAUAUACAUACAUAUAUAUAUAUAUAUGUAUAUACACACACAUGCGAAGAUUCCGAUUUGCCACUUGCCAGCGCGUUGACGGAUAAGAUCGGACAACUUGUUGCGUUUACUACGGAGUACGUCUCUAUAUUUUGACAUUCGCGAACCUUGCGCACUCUUACGAUGAUAAUUAACGAGCUUAAGCGACAAGGAAACAAACUGUCGUAACCCGUGCCAUCCGUCGUGCGAGAUAGAGAAAGAAGAGAAAGAAACGUAGCGUUACGAUGCACGCAUCGAGCAGAAAAAUACUUCAUAAUUAUCAAGUGCGUCACGUCACAUGUUACCGUCGAUCGCAAAGCUCGCGCUGAUCUCGCCCACCUGCGGCGGACAAGACGCGUGGGGUUUGCGGAGUGAUGCGUAACGCACGUGCGCACUCAUGCAUAUACAUACGAUAUAUAUACAGGGUGUCCCGUUUUAAAUGAGCCAGGCAGAAAUCUCGAAAAGUAUGAAAGAUAGUGAGAAACAUUUCAGACAAAAGUUGUGUGGUUUCAAAAGGAACACAAAACAACUGUAUCAUUUUGUUUACAGAUGGCGCCGUUUUCGAGAUAUUCACUCAUCACUACCCUUCUCAAAUGGGAAUCCCAAUUUUUUAUUAUAUCAUCUU